AUGCCCACGAAGCGGCCGAGAUCCACUUGCACCGAGUGCAGUCUCCAUCGACAGAAAUGUGAUCGCAACAUCCCUUGCGGACGGUGUGUCAAGCGAGUGGUGUCCGAGAAGUGUACGCUGACCUGGCCCGAUGGCAAGUACGACACUCGAAUUCAUCGGGCAUAUCCAAAGAAGCCACCCGCCCUUUCCAGUCACGAGGUUCUCGUGGAUCUCGAUACUGGGGAAACUUUUGGAUCCAAUGCAAAGCGACUAGAUUAUUCCUUCAAGCCGUUCCUAGCACCUCGACUCCGAAACUCAAGGAUCGCGAAUAGUCAUGGCUUUGGCUUCAACCUCAAUCCUGCUGGCCCUGAAGCAUUCUUGCAGAUGCUCCUGCCCGGUAUUACCUCUGUUUGA
Messenger RNA from Cladophialophora carrionii CBS 160.54, 393 nucleotides. RefSeq lists its product as uncharacterized. The record is from RefSeq and is a predicted model, not a curated record. Gene Ontology annotation, molecular function: DNA-binding transcription factor activity, RNA polymerase II-specific; zinc ion binding. The coding region runs from base 1 to 393 and encodes 130 amino acids. Gene Ontology annotation, biological process: regulation of DNA-templated transcription. Lineage: Eukaryota; Fungi; Ascomycota; Eurotiomycetes; Chaetothyriales; Herpotrichiellaceae. The transcript has a single exon.